Molecule: messenger RNA, 4757 nt
Organism: Sinocyclocheilus anshuiensis
Lineage: Eukaryota; Metazoa; Chordata; Actinopteri; Cypriniformes; Cyprinidae
Product: netrin receptor UNC5B-b-like
Exons: 17
Coding region: 599-3421 (940 amino acids)
Biological process (GO): netrin-activated signaling pathway; anterior/posterior axon guidance
Cellular component (GO): membrane
Molecular function (GO): netrin receptor activity; protein binding
Source: RefSeq, a predicted model, not a curated record
UUGGUUGAGGGGAGAUGAAAGUCUGGAGGCUCGCGCUUCAUACCCGCGUUUGUGUUUACACGCAGUACUCGAGACAGACGAGCGGCAGCGUCAGGACUAUGGCGCUCCACAGAUAACAGCGGAGAUGUCACAACUAUGGCAUUAUAUUUAACGCUCAAAGACAACUUUUUCUUCUCGUCUCAACAGGAAUAAAAGCUGUCAAGUACUUUUGUUUUCGAUUCGUUCGCGGAAUAAUUCAGCAGUUUUCAAACAGUGCCAGAGAAAACGCGUUCGCUGGUUCAGUGGAGUUGUGAAUGAGAUGAACUUUACGCAGGUUGUUGGCUAUUUUGUGUUUCACUACGGACGGGGACUGCGAUGUGCCUGACUGAACAUUUUGUGUAACUGUAAUUCGACAUAUAUCGCGUCCUGAUUUGGGGAAAUAGGGUUUGUUAUAAACCACGGUGCGUUCUUUUGUAAGUUUGUGAAGUUUGAGGAGGAACCCGCCUCCACGUUUCGUACUAACGUUAUUUGAAGUAUCCUUCGCAGAGGAUUCAGCGAGGUUCAGCCGACUGGAGCGAGAGCACCUGGGGGCAUUUGGCAGUAGCGUGACCGGGUGAAGAUGCUCUCAGCGUGGAUACACCGCGACCAUUCUCCCGCCUGCCUGCUCGGUUUAGCUAUACUCUGCGCAACCUUUGCGACCCAUGCAGAUGGCAGCGAUUACAGCGAAGUUCUCCCUGACUCAUUUCCAUCUGCCCCGGCCGAACCGUUGCCGGAAUUCCAGAGCGAGCCAGAGGACGCCUUCAUAGUGAAAAACAGACCGGUCAAACUUACCUGCAAGGCUGCUCCGGCCACGCAGAUAUACUUCAAAUGCAACGGAGAAUGGGUGAACCAGAAUGACCAUGUGACCAAGGAGAGUCUGGACCCUAUCACAGGUCUAGUAGUGAGAGAAGUAGAUAUCUCUGUCUCCCGGACGCAGGUAGAGGAGUUGUUUGGACUGGAGGAUUAUUGGUGCCAGUGUGUUGCCUGGAGCUCGGCAGGCACCACAAAGAGCCGGCGGGCUUAUGUCCGCAUCGCCUACCUACGGAAGAACUUUGAACAGGAGCCACUUGGCAGGGAAGUGCGUCUGGAGCAGGAAGUCUUGUUGCAGUGUCGUCCACCAGAGGGCAUCCCGCCUGCUGAGGUGGACUGGCUGAAGAACGAAGAGCUCAUUGACCCGGCGCUGGAUUCUAACUUUCUAAUUACCAUCGACCAUGACCUAAUCAUCAAGCAGGCUCGACUCUCUGACACAGCUAACUACACCUGCGUGGCUCGUAAUGUGGUCGCUAAGCGACGCAGCAGCACUGCCACACUCAUCGUCUACGUGAGUGGGGGCUGGUCAUCCUGGACAGAGUGGUCAGAGUGCAAUGCUCAGUGUGGGCGGGGUUGGCAGCGACGGACACGCAGUUGCACCAAUCCAGCACCGCUCAAUGGAGGAGCCUUCUGUGACGGCCCACCAUUCCAGAGAGUCACCUGCACCACCCUCUGUCCAGUGGACGGAGGCUGGACGGAAUGGGCCAAGUGGUCAGCGUGUGGGACAGAGUGCACACACUGGCGAAGCCGUGAAUGUCAGGCGCCCCCACCACGUAAUGGAGGACGCCACUGCAGCGGCAGCAUGAUGGAGAGCAAGAACUGCACGGAGGGACUGUGUGCCCGCAAUAAAAAGGUUUCUAUUGAACAAGCAAACCAUCCUCUGGGCUCCGGCACUGGUGUAGCAGUGUACGCAGGGCUGGUGGGUGCUUUGCUGCUGUGUGUGAUCCUCGUGCUGUGUGUGAGCAUCCUGGUCUAUCGCUGGAGCUGCCGCCAUCUUCACGGUGAAAUCACAGAUUCGUCCUCGGCCCUUACCGCUGCCUUCCACCCAGGCAACUACAAACCGCCACGACAGGAUAAUCCACACCUACUCCAUCCGACAGCCCCUCCUGACCUCACAGCCAGUGCCGGAACCUUCCGUGGACCGCUUUUCUCACUGCAGCAGGCCACCCUAGACUCUCAGCACAAGAUCCCUAUGACCACAUCUCCCCUGUUGGACCCACUUCCUAGCCUGAAGAUAAAGGUGUACAACUCCUCUACCAUGUCCUCCCUCGAGCUGCCGACAGGCCUGGGCUCUACUGACGGGGAGAUCAUGAGCCUGAAGACUGUGGGCUCUGGAUCUAAAGACCACCACAGGCAUACGCUACCCAGGGAGCCCAGUCACAGUGCCAGCGCCACACUAGGCUCCCUUGGUGGCCGUCUCACCAUCCCUAAUACAGGGGUGAGCCUGUUGGUUCCACCAGGGACAAUUCCUCAGGGCAAGUUCUACGAGAUGUAUCUCAUUAUCAACAAAUGGGAGAAAACAACGUUGCCUUCAGAUGGAAGUCAGACCGUAUUAAGUCCGGUGGUGAGCUGCGGACCCUCUGGCAUGCUGCUGAGCAGACCUGCGGUCCUAACUCUGCCUCACUGCGCCCAGCUAGAACCCACAGACUGGACCCUCACCCUCAAAAUGCAGAACCAUCAAGGUGCCUGGGAGGAGGUGUUAACUGUGGGAGAGGAGAGUUUGUCAACACCAUGCUACCUACAGGUGGAGGAGCAAAGCUGUCAUAUUCUGAUGGAGCAGCUGGGGACAUAUGGUUUGGUGGGACAGUCGGCUCCCCCUCGACCAGCUUGUAAGAGGCUGCAGUUGGCCCUCUUUGCUCCCCGGGCCCCGUGCCUCUCUUUAGACUACAGCCUGAGGGUCUAUUGCAUACAGGACACCCCACAUGCCCUUAAGGAAGUAUUAGAGGUUGAGCGAAGUUUGGGUGGGGUUUUAUUAGAGGAUCCCAAACCCCUCCUCUUUAAGGACAGUUACCACAACCUGCGGCUAUCAAUUCAUGACAUUCCUCAUUCUCAUUGGAGGAGUAAACUCCUGGCUAAGUAUCAGGAAAUCCCGUUCUACCACAUUUGGAGUGGGAGUCAACGACCGUUGCAUUGCACCUUCAGUCUGGAGAGAGGAAGCCUGCUGGUUUCCCAGCUCACCUGCAAGAUUUGUGUCAGACAGGUGGAGGGGGAGGGACAGAUAUUCCAGCUUAAUACUGACAUCCAAGAGACUUUGCCCCCCCACUCACCAUUGCCAGCAGGCGGUUCGUGUCUGCCUUCGUCUCAAGUGGGCCCGUAUGCUUUCCGACUGCCCGUCUCCAUACGGCAGAAAAUUUGUGCCAGUCUGGAUGCCCCCAGCGCACGAGGCUGUGACUGGAGAAUGCUGGCUUGCAAGCUGGACUUCGACAGGUAUCUGAACUACUUUGCAACCAAACCCAGCCCCACAGGUGUGCUGCUAGACCUGUGGGAAGCUUGUCACCAGGGUGACGCAGACCUGGUCUCCCUGGCGACAGCUCUUGAAGAGAUGGGCAAGAGUGAGGUCUUGGUUGUCAUGACGACGGACGGAGAUUGCUGAUCGGCAAAUCAAAAAGUGUGAAAAGGGGAUAUAUUUGCUAGGUUUUUACCUAGAAUUAAUGCAAGCGGAUGGAAACUGCGUUCCAGUACAUCGUUACAACUUGCCUUUUACCUCAGUUCCUUUGUGCUCAUACAGAAUAUUCCAAGGAUCGAGACGCCUGUGAGCUGGGGUCAGGUGCUCUGGAUGAUCUCCGAAUAAUACAUAUCAAAAUGUAGCAAAUGUGACGAAGCUGCAAUCACAAAACAGAGAUGUUGUUUGAAAAGGAAGUCGGUGCAUUUGCUGGCACGGUUCCGAUCAGCUCAUGAUUAAAUGAUAGUUGCAUCAUACUGAUACACACUGAUUCCCUGCAACACAUACCAAGCGUGAAAGUACAUGAUCAAACGCCAUUGCACAUCAAGCCGCUGGCUUUGUUUCCUAGCGACCGCUAGAUGCUUAAAGACACUGAGAUUCUGUGUCCGGUAAAACAGCAGUGUGCCAAGCUCCUCAGGAAACAUGCUCACACACAAAUAAACAAGAGUAUAGAUGGAUAAAAAGGCCAACCAGCAAGGAGCUAAAAUCAUCUGCACUAAAAUUAGUUUCAUAAUGAUUUCACUUUAGUUUGAAGCGUUAUUUUCUGUGUGUCUUUUGAAAUAGCAUACAGGAAUGAAUUUGUGCGUUCUCGUUAACGGGACCAAACUUUUUGCUGGAAUUUAAUCUUUUUUUUUUCUCUCUGAUCAUACCUUCAUUAGCCUCCUUUAUCUGUCUUUUUUUAUUCAAUUAAUCAUUUGUAACGCAGGAGAGCUUUCUGGUAAACUCAUAUUAGUUUCCUAUAGGGAACGGACUUUUUUAAGUUAUUAUCCCUAUUUGUGGAUCAUUGUUUUUCACUUUUCUGUUCGUAACUGCUGUUAUGCAUUGUUUUUAAACUGCUGCGUCGUUGCAUUCAUCUCUGAGUGAACUUAGGCAGGAUUGCAGUAUAAAUGUGCAUUUAAAGGUUUUGUGAUGUACUUCACAAGUAGAAGCUGAUUUUUUUGGUCAUUGAAACUGAGAUGGGAUGAAAUUGAAAUGUUACACUGAGGUUAAAUGUGCUUUGAUCCUUCUUGGGAAAGCGUGCUUCAAAUAUGCUGCGCUGGUUAAAUAGGAUGAGAAUUGCACGGAUGGCAGAAAGCCCUUUUCGGGGGUUUGAUGCCAGUCAGUCGUGCUGUUUAAAUUAUAAAUAGUAGCCUUGAGAGGUGGCGUAAGUGCUCUGUUGAUUGCAGUAUGACCCACUUGCUCUUUAUUGUCUGUUUUGACUUUCAGGUUUUAAUGGGUUUCCCUUGAGUAAGCCUGAAUGCCAUGUACCGCUUAUUAUCAGAAGUCA